AUGUCUCGCACUGAAUCAGGCAGCUUCAAGCCCGUCGAAGAGGCUCAAAGGCAGGAUCUUCCAGGUUUGGAGAAGGACAUGAAGCCAUCGAGUGAACCAACAGCUCUCGAGGGAAAACAUAAACACCACGAAUAUCUAGCAGCCGGAAAACUCAAGGGCAACAAAGCGCUAAUUACCGGCGGAGAUUCCGGCAUCGGUCGUUCCAUCGCGGUGCUCUUCGCCCGCGAAGGCUCAGACGUAACCAUCGUCUACCUCCUCGAAGAAGAGGAAGACGCCCAAGAAACCAAGAAAAUGGUCGAAAACGAAGGAAAGCAAUGCCUCCUCAUCCCAGGCAACCUGAUGGAUAACGAAACGUGUCGCAAGGCCGUCGAGCAGCACAUGCAAAAGUUUGGCGCCCUCCACGUCCUCGUCAACAACGCUUCGAAGCAGGUCAUGUGCGACGACAUUAGUAAAAUCGACCUUGAUCUAGUGGAAAGCACUUUUAGGAGCAAUAUUUUGCAAAUGUUUGCUGUUACAAAGUAUGCUGUGCCGCAUAUGGAGAAAGGUGGUUCCAUCAUCAACACAACUUCAACCGUUGGAUUCCGAGGCACAGCUUCAAUGGUUGAUUACGCAUCUACAAAGGGUGCAAUUACUUCGUUUACACAGUCUCUAGCAAAGCAGCUCAUGCCAAAGGGCAUCCGUGUCAACGCCGUUGCACCUGGCCCUGUCCAUACGCCUCUGCAGCCAUCCUCACGCCCUGCUGAGCAAAUGGAGGGUUUUGGGGCAAAAUCUGGCAUUGGAAGACCUGGCCAGCCGAGCGAAAUCGCCCCUAGCUUCAUCUUUCUCGCUUCUAAGGAUGCCGAGCUGUAUUACGGGCAGGUUCUGCACGCAUAUCCGCUUGGUGAUUAA
This is a messenger RNA of Trichoderma virens Gv29-8, 888 nucleotides long. RefSeq lists its product as uncharacterized. Gene Ontology annotation, molecular function: oxidoreductase activity. The record is from RefSeq and is a predicted model, not a curated record. The transcript is spliced from 4 exons. Lineage: Eukaryota; Fungi; Ascomycota; Sordariomycetes; Hypocreales; Hypocreaceae. Bases 1 to 888 code for a protein of 295 amino acids.